This is a messenger RNA of Carassius auratus (goldfish), 4482 nucleotides long. Its product is annotated as PEX5-related protein-like. The coding region runs from base 242 to 2014 and encodes 590 amino acids. Gene Ontology annotation, molecular function: protein binding. The record is from RefSeq and is a predicted model, not a curated record. NCBI's taxonomy places the organism in Eukaryota, Metazoa, Chordata, Actinopteri, Cypriniformes, Cyprinidae. Gene Ontology annotation, biological process: protein import into peroxisome matrix, docking. Gene Ontology annotation, cellular component: cytosol; peroxisomal membrane. The transcript has 14 exons.
ACUGAGGAUGAUGUGAGAAAGAAUGCAUUGAUGUUCCAUGCAGCUGUUUUCAUCUGUGGCUUCAGGCAGUGUUUCAUUUUGCUUUCAGUGUGAUCAUAUCAAUCUUAUAGCAUACAAAUCAUUGAGACUUCAAGCACCAUAGUAGGAAUAAUAAUAUCUAAAUAUUCUGUGCUGACACAAGACAUUGUUGAUUUCACUGUUGUAGGGGAAAGACUCUAGGGCUGCAGAUAAGACCGUUGCCAUGGUCCUGAAGGAGAUACCCAAUAAGGCGUCCUCCGAAGGCAAGCCCCUCCUCACGAUGACAAACAAGCAGGUGAGUGAGCAACAAGAGAGCCGUCCCUUGCUGAGCCCUUCCAUCGAUGAUUUCCUCUGCGAGACCAAGUGUGAUGAAGCUGCCCGCCCAGUAACCUCCAACACAGCAGUACUGUCCUGCUCUCUGGACCUGCUAGAUCUGAGUGAGCCUGGAGAGAAAAGACAAAGCAAAGACAGGAAGAGUCCUCUUUCUUCUAAGGGCACUCCGUACAGGAAGAAGGCCAAUGAAACAGAGCUGAUCCAAGUGGAUGUUGAUCCAAGUAUAACCUGUUCCUGCACACCAGAAAAGAUUUCAUCUGACUCAGCAGUUCCAUCUUCUUUGGAAAAAUGGGAAGAACUCAACCCACACCUGGAGCGAAAUAGUAGCAGAAAGUGGAAACUGGAGAGAAGAUGCUCAUCAAAAAAUUCCGGUGAAUUUGUGUGGUCUAUGGAUUGCAAGACUCAGCUAGACACUACCCCCAGGAACUCCCUAGAGGUCAAUAAUAAAGUAGAGCUGGAAGCCGUGCCAGCAACUCAACUCAACAGGCUAUAUGUUAGUGGAAGACAUGGCCGUUUGAGCAAGGACCAAAGGUGGGGUAGCACACUACUGUCCAGAAACCACUCUCUGGAGGAAGAGUUUGAAAGAGCUAAGGCAGCAGUGGAGUCAGACACAGAGUUCUGGGAUAAGAUGCAGGCCGAGUGGGAGGAGCUCGCUCGCAGGAACUGGCUAACAGACAGUGAGCAACCACAGAUUCCCUUGAAUGUGUCUCCUCAUGAAAAGGGAUACUACUUCCACACAGAUAACCCUUUUAAAGACUGGCCAAAUGCAUUUGAGGAGGGAUUACGCAAGUCCAGAGAGGGAGAGCUGCCUAAUGCCGUGCUUCUUCUGGAAGCUGCUGUGCUGCAGGACCCUCAGGAUUCAGAGGCUUGGCUGCUGCUGGGAACCACGCAAGCAGAGAAUGAGAAUGAGCAGGCAGCAAUUGUCUCCCUCCAGAGGUGUCUGGAGCUCCACCCCAACAACCUCCAGGCCCUCAUGGCCCUGGCAGUGAGCCUGACCAACACGGGCAUGAGGCAGGAAGCGGCCGAGGCACUGCUGAGCUGGUUAAGGCACAACCCCAAAUACAAGCAUCUUCUGAAGAGCCGCACACACCUGCAGAGCUCACCUGGUUCACGGAGACCCUCCUCCACAACAGGCUGCCCCCUGCUGCCUGAGGUGAAGGAGCUGUACCUGGAAGCUGCCCAGCACAACUCGGACACUAUCGACCCAGACCUACAGACAGGGUUGGGAGUGUUGUAUAACCUCAGCUCAGAGUUCAACAAAGCUGUGGAAGCCUUCAACGCUGCACUGUCAGUGCGGCCGGAGGACUACCUGCUGUGGAAUCGGCUGGGGGCGACGCUGGCUAAUGGAGAUCGCAGCGAGGAGGCUGUGGAGGCCUAUACCAGAGCCCUGGAGCUGCAGCCCGGCUUCAUCCGCUCGCGUUACAACCUCGGCAUCAGCUGCAUUAACAUGGGCGCUCACAGGGAGGCAGCCAGUAAUUUCCUGACAGCUCUUGGUCUGCAGAGGAAGAGCAGGAGUCGGCAGCUGUCGCACCAGGUCAUGUCUGGAAACAUCUGGGCGGCCCUGCGGAUAGCACUGUCCAUGCUGGACCAGCCGGAGCUCUUUCAAGCUGCUAAUUUAGGAGACCUGGACUUACUCAUGAGAGCUUUUAAUCUGGAUAUGUGAGCGGGGAUACCCUUGAACCAUGGCAAAUAUCCAAAGCCCUUAAUGAGAAGAACCUUUGUUUCACAGAGCACCUUUUGAGCAUUCCUUAAAACUGAGUGCUAAAUUAUACUGUUUUAAUAGACUUGCACAUCAGUUUAUGAUUACCCUAAAGAGCACAAUGCCAGGGGAAGAUUGUACAAGUAUGCCUUAGAGAAAAUAUCAGCUAGACCUGUAAUGUAACAGUGGGGAACCGUUGGAAUAUUCGAGGACUUCACAUUAGUGAUUCGAUUAGACAUGUACUGUACUGCGUAGACUUCAUGUAUUGGUUCGAUUGCACUUUUUAUUUGAGAGGGUGGGGUUGUUAUAGAUUUUGGUGGCACUUAGUUCAACCUGCUGCAUCAUCCCCUUUAUUUCCUGGAGCUUGGAGACCAGAUUAAAAAGCCUUACUUAUCUUGCAUGUAAAAGAAAUGAUGAAGAUGUUGUCGAUGUGAUAUCAGCUGAAAGCCAUUCCUUGCCAUACUUUGACCUCUUGAUGUAGAAGUCUACGUUCCAUCAAGGUCAUUUUGUAAAACAUACUACAUCAACGAAAUGUUACACUGAUUAUUUUACAAAAUUCGAUGCAUUCGGGAUUUAAGAUAUACUGCCCCUUUUGCCACAAUCAUCAGCCUGGAUUUGACAGGAAAACUAGAAAGCUGCCCAAAAUAUAAGCCAAACUAUUUGUGAGCCUCCCAGUUUUAUACCCUAGUAUUUUGCUACUCAUUUUACUUGUUAUGGUUCAUCUCCAGCCUCCAUGAUGUUUUAUUUUGCUCAUCAGUGUGAACACGAAAGUGCUUAAUGAUGCAUAUGUGUUUCAAAAAAGUCCUACAUUUUAAAAUGCUAUGCAAUCCUAUACAUUUUUUUCUUCUUGCAGCUGGAAGCAGAAGAAAAGCCUAAAGCAGGCUCUAUUUGUGUUGUCCUUUUUUGUGUGAAAACUGCUAGGUAGAAGGUAGAAGAUCUGGUAGUACCCUGUAGAUGGUCUAUUUUAAUUUUAAGCAACGUCUACAUUAAUCCAGAUACAUUUAAAAAUGCAUAUUUUUCCUUCUGUCUACACUGAGGUGGUGUUUUUGUGCUGUGAAAACAGAACGUUUGGAAGAUGCUCUCAGAGUGGAUAAAAUUGAAAUUAAGUUUUUGUGCUGUAAGGUGAAUUGUGAAGACAGACGUACUCGAAAAUGAUGAGACGUUUAGCCAUGUGACGCCUAUUGUAUUUAUAGAUACCUAUGUUUUACGCAUAAGAUGAUUUAAAGGGGUACUUCUCUCAAAAAUGAAAAAUGCACUCAACCUCAAGUUGUUCCAGACAUGGAUGAGUUCCUUUCUUCUGUUUAGCACAAAAGAAGAUAUUUCAAAUAAUGUUGGUAACCAAAUUUUUUCCUCUACCAUGUAAGUCAAUGGCUAACAUGAACAGUUUUCCAGCAUUUUCUGACAUUUCAGUGAGAUGAUAAACUAUUGGAACAUGCCUGAAAACACCAGAGUGUAUGGACUGUUUUAAAAUGAAAAUGCCAUUUACAAAUGUAUCUGGAAAUGUUUCUUAUUUGAAAGUCUCCCUGAUCCAGCCAAGUUUUUAUUUGUAGCAUCAUGUGCUUUUAUUAUUCCCACUUAGUUCAAGAAUUAAUUUGUUAAAAUAACUAUAUCAAUGAAAAAGCAUGCAAAGCACCCAUCAAGUGUUAUUAAUUUAUUAAUUGUAACAAUAUUUAAUUACCGCUCUAUGUAUUUAUUUUAUUAUUCUGUAUCCGAAACUAUUUGGAAAGUCCUGUAUUUGCUCAACUAUACAGUUAGAACAGGCUCGUGCUUUGUAGUCGUUACGUUAGAAGCCUGUGGCCAAACCUUCCCUUUUCUAGAACUUUGUACAAUCUCAGGUGAUGGUCUAGAUGAAUUCAUGCUCCAGAAUUACUCCUGAUGUACGAUCGCAUGCCGAAUAGAAUUAUUUUUGAAUGCUGUAGAUUUAUUUAUAUGCAUGACCUUGACAUGCCUAUUUUAAUCUAUACACUUAAUUUCUAUGACUUAUAUAUAAUGUAUAUCACUGGUAUCACAAUAUUUUGCAUUUCAAAAUGUAUAUUGAUCUAAAGAAUACAGCAUAUUAACUGUAAAAUAUCUACAAACAAGCAGUUUUUGCAGUGCAGUGAGUAAUCUCAACAAGACCUUCUUUAUAGUCACUUAUAUAACUAUUGCAAUAGCCAGAUUUAAUAAAGCCUUUAGAAAUAGAGACUUAAAUAUACAUCGUUAUGCAUCAUUCAGAGCUGUGUUUCUGAAUUUGUACAUGCAGACUUUCUGAAUGUUUGCCAGAGGCUUUAUUAACUCUGGCCCGAUAUUUAACAGAUAGAUGCAUAAACAAAAGUUAUCUUUUAAAAUAAAGUAUUGGAAUAGAGUUCGUUUGCCUUGUUGUUGCUGUUGUUAAAAAAUUAUUUCCAUGAGCACAUUUAUCUGUUAUUUUUUGGUUCCACGGUUGAAAUCUU